This is a messenger RNA of Pteropus alecto (black flying fox), 2779 nucleotides long. It is a transcript of the gene GALNT13, whose product is annotated as polypeptide N-acetylgalactosaminyltransferase 13. Lineage: Eukaryota; Metazoa; Chordata; Mammalia; Chiroptera; Pteropodidae. Gene Ontology annotation, cellular component: Golgi apparatus. Bases 384 to 2054 code for a protein of 556 amino acids. The record is from RefSeq and is a predicted model, not a curated record. The transcript is spliced from 13 exons.
CUCUCCUGGGGAAGUGUGAAGAGAGAGGCGAGGGCGGGAGCUGGGCUGAGUGCGGCGCUCGCGGGCCAGCGCGGGUUCCAGGUGAGCGCGGGCUCGGCGCGCCCGGCUGUCGGAGAGGCGGGCCAGAGUCUGCCCGGCUGGGUCGGAGGCUGGAUUCCGUGCGUGGACCGCCGUUCCCUCUUCGCGGGAUCCUGGGCCACGACAGCAGAUGCAUUUUGUAGGAGUAUUUUGAAGAUGAAUGUUUGCAAAUCAUUUUGAAAUUGCCAAGCACUACAUAUAUGGGAUGCAUUCUGCCUUUAUUCUGGACUUCACCUUUGUGGCUUGGAUUUAUCACAGUAGCAUCUGUCUUCGAUCUAUGUGUUAACUAGAAAUCAAGGAAAGACAUGAGGAGGUUUGUUUACUGCAAGGUGGUUCUAGCCACUUCACUGAUGUGGGUUCUGGUUGAUGUCUUCUUACUCCUCUACUUCAGUGAAUGUAACAAAUGUGAUGACAAGAAGGAAAGAUCCCUGCUACCUGCUCUCAGGGCUGUUAUUUCAAGAAACCAAGAAGGGCCAGGAGAAAUGGGAAAGGCUGUGCUGAUUCCUAAAGAUGACCAGGAGAAAAUGAAAGAACUGUUUAAAAUUAAUCAGUUUAACCUCAUGGCCAGUGAUUUGAUUGCCCUUAACAGAAGUCUGCCGGAUGUAAGAUUAGAAGGAUGCAAGACAAAGGUCUACCCUGAUCAACUUCCAAAUACAAGUGUAGUGAUCGUGUUUCAUAAUGAAGCUUGGAGCACUCUCCUUAGAACUGUAUACAGUGUUAUAAAUCGUUCCCCACACUAUUUACUUUCUGAGGUCAUCUUGGUGGAUGAUGCCAGUGAAAGAGAUUUUCUCAAGUUGACAUUAGAGAAUUAUGUAAAAAAUUUAGAAGUGCCAGUGAAAAUUAUCAGAAUGGAAGAGCGCUCUGGGUUAAUACGUGCCCGCCUUCGAGGAGCAGCUGCUUCAAAAGGGCAGGUCAUAACUUUUCUUGAUGCACACUGUGAAUGUACUUUAGGAUGGCUGGAGCCCUUGCUGGCGAGAAUAAAGGAAGACAGGAAAACAGUUGUAUGUCCCAUCAUUGAUGUGAUUAGUGAUGAUACCUUUGAAUAUAUGGCUGGGUCAGACAUGACUUAUGGGGGUUUUAACUGGAAACUGAAUUUCCGUUGGUAUCCUGUUCCACAAAGAGAAAUGGAUAGGCGGAAAGGAGACAGAACAUUACCUGUCAGGACCCCUACUAUGGCUGGUGGCCUAUUUUCUAUUGACAGAAACUACUUUGAAGAGAUAGGAACUUACGAUGCAGGAAUGGAUAUCUGGGGUGGAGAGAAUCUUGAAAUGUCUUUUAGGAUUUGGCAAUGCGGAGGCUCAUUGGAGAUUGUGACUUGCUCCCAUGUUGGUCACGUUUUCCGGAAAGCAACUCCAUACACUUUUCCUGGUGGCACUGGUCAUGUCAUCAACAAGAACAACAGGAGGCUGGCAGAAGUUUGGAUGGAUGAAUUUAAAGAUUUCUUUUAUAUCAUAUCCCCAGGUGUUGUCAAAGUGGAUUAUGGAGAUGUGUCAGUCAGAAAGACACUAAGAGAAAAUCUGAAGUGUAAGCCCUUUUCUUGGUACCUUGAAAACAUCUAUCCGGACUCCCAGAUUCCAAGACGUUAUUACUCACUUGGUGAGAUAAGAAAUGUCGAAACCAAUCAAUGUUUAGACAACAUGGGCCGCAAGGAAAAUGAAAAAGUGGGCAUCUUCAACUGUCAUGGUAUGGGAGGAAAUCAGGUAUUUUCUUAUACCGCUGACAAAGAAAUCCGAACCGAUGACUUGUGCUUGGAUGUUUCUAGACUCAAUGGACCUGUAAUUAUGUUAAAAUGUCACCAUAUGAGAGGAAAUCAGUUAUGGGAAUAUGAUGCUGAGAGACUUACCUUGAGACAUGUUAACAGUAACCAAUGUCUUGAUGAACCUUCUGAAGAAGACAAAAUGGUGCCUACCAUGCAGGACUGUAGUGGAAACAGAUCCCAACAGUGGCUGCUAAGGAAUAUGACUUUGGGGGCGUGAAGACUGUUUCCCCCAGCCAUGAAUGUGUCUACACUUUUGUUUUUGCAUUAUUUCAAUUAAGGAAAAAUAUUAACUUUACUGAAUUGAAAUAUUUAAAAUCCUUUUAGUAUUCUAAAACACAGUUCUUUAUAAUUCAUUUUUAGGAAUGUUGCUUAUUUCCCUACUAAAAUUUGUAUCUGAUCAAAAGCACAUAAAAAAUAUAAAUAACAGCAAACUGUUAUUAAACAUCAGGAAAACUUAAGAAACAGUUUCUUUGCUUUAAAAAACCUUUAUUGCCCUCUUGUCAUAGGAUUAGUUAGGGGUUAUUUUUAUUUUUUAUUGUCAUGGUGACUGAGAGACAAUGUAAAUGCCUUAUAAAAUAUCUUCAUUGUGAAAUAGUAUCAAUUAUUUUAUACUGGAUCUUCAUGGAAACAUAUCGAAUUUCUAUACCAACAGCAAGGUCACACAUUGAAUUAUUUCUGAGCAAUGAAUUCAUUGAACAAAAUGAGUUCUGAGUUUUGUAUCCCCGCCCUAAAAUUAAAUUAGAUAUUGACUUCUCAUAGAGUUCUUAUAAAAAUACCACAUUUAAACAAAACAAGCAAACAAAAAAGAGCAGAAUUUGAAAAUUCAAUUUAAAGUACAUGUAAUCAGAAGACACAAGCUAAGCCUUGAGGGUAGCAAGAUGAAGCUAAAUUGCACAAUAGAAUCAUUUUAAAAGAUACCCUGUUCAGGUUGCAAUCACUUCC